GUUGCCUAAAUGAAUUCCUUUUACUGCAAAUUGUUGUGUUUCCUCAUUCUGAGCUUCUUUGAAGGCCACUAUCUUUCUAGUGCUGAUCCAACUGAUGGCUUCACCCUUGUGCCAUUAACAGAAGACAACUUUAAGCUGCAAAAACCAUAUAAUGAACCUCUUCAUGAUCGUUAUAGUUACAAAGAUGGAGUCCGAAGUUUCUGGAUCUACAACAAUGACAAGCCCUACAGCGCAGAUAGCCCAACCAGACCACGGUCAGAACUACGCAUAUCGGGACAUGACUACUCGUCUGGGAUCUGGCAAUUUGAAGGCUAUGCGUAUGUGCCAAGUGGUACUUCUGGGGUUACGAUAGUGCAAAUUCAUGGUGCAAGUGAGGGAGCUACAACCCUACAAUUAAGGAUGUAUGAAGGAGAUGGUGGAGAUCUCAGAUACUAUAGAUACAACUUAGUUGAUACUGAUCUCUAUGAUAAGUGGUUUAGAGUAAACAUAAUCCACAAUGUUGACAAAGGGAAGGUCAUAGUUUUUAUUGACGGUGUUAAGAAGUUUGUGGUGAAAGAUCAGGGACCGGGAGACCUCUACUUCAAAUGUGGUGUGUAUGCUGCACCAUUUAAUUCCAGUAACUACAUGGAAUCAAGGUGGAAGGAGAUCAAACUUUAUAAAAAAUGAUGGGAAUAUUACAGUAUUUCCAAUCAGUAGCUGAAAAUGGUGUUAUAUAUAGGCUAUUUCAUCUUUGUAUGUAUGAAUGUAUAAACUAUAGAUUUCAAUAGAAGUACUAAAAAAACCCUCAUAUA
Messenger RNA from Argentina anserina (silverweed cinquefoil), 791 nucleotides. RefSeq names its product citrate-binding protein-like. The transcript is spliced from 2 exons. Lineage: Eukaryota; Viridiplantae; Streptophyta; Magnoliopsida; Rosales; Rosaceae. The coding region runs from base 10 to 666 and encodes 218 amino acids. The record is from RefSeq and is a predicted model, not a curated record.